AUGAGCUGGUACCUGGCCAAGCCAACUUCCCUGCAAGCACCCCUCCAGGACCUUAGGGGCUGUGCUAGUCUGAUGGGGCUGGUAGAAGAGCAAAUCCACGUUUGUCAGUGGCAGGUGGAAGCCAUGGAUGCAGUGAAGCGAGGUGCAGAGCUGGCUGUCGAGGAAUGCCAGCACCAGUUUCACUCUCAGCGCCGGAACUGCUCUACUCUGCAGGGAAUGCAGGUCUUUGGCAAGGUCAUCAUUCAAAACACAUGGGAAUCUGCUUUCAUCCAUGUCAUUUCUGCUGCUGGCAUUUCUUUUGCUGUAACUCAUGUCUGCAGCCACGGGGAGCUGGAGAAGUGUGGCUGUGACCACAAGAUCCAAGGAGUCAGUCCUGAAGGUUUCCAAUGGUCAAGCUGCUCUGACAACCUGUCUUAUAGUAUUGCCUUCUCUCAAGCCUUUGUAGAAAACCCUGAGAGAAGCCAUGGUGUCUCCUCCACAAACGUGCACAAUAAUGAGGCUGGAAGGAAGUGCAACCAGACAUCCCUGGCCAUGGAUGGCUGUGAGCUCCUGUGCUGCGGCAGGGGCUUCCUCAUGGCUCAGGCAGAGGUGGUGGAGCCCUGCAGCUGCAAGUUUCACUGGUGCUGCUCUGUCAAGUGCAAGCAGUGCCGGCACCUAGUGGAGGUGCAGAGAUGCCGCUGA
Molecule: messenger RNA, 681 nt
Organism: Acanthisitta chloris (rifleman)
Lineage: Eukaryota; Metazoa; Chordata; Aves; Passeriformes; Acanthisittidae
Product: protein Wnt-4a-like
Biological process (GO): multicellular organism development; neuron differentiation; canonical Wnt signaling pathway
Cellular component (GO): extracellular region
Molecular function (GO): cytokine activity; frizzled binding
Source: RefSeq, a predicted model, not a curated record